Molecule: messenger RNA, 5532 nt
Organism: Carassius gibelio (silver crucian carp)
Lineage: Eukaryota; Metazoa; Chordata; Actinopteri; Cypriniformes; Cyprinidae
Exons: 14
Coding region: 93-2597 (834 amino acids)
Source: RefSeq, a predicted model, not a curated record
CAUCAAUGCAGUGAGGAAGUCUGUUUCUGUCUCUUCUGUUUCACUGUAUCUGCUGUCACGAAUAACUCAGUCUGUCGUCUGAACGUCUGGACAUGAACAUCUUUCUAGAGUCCCGCUGCUCCAUCUUAGCAGUUCUCCUGGUUUUCCUUCUCCAAGGGUCGUGUGCUGAUCCAGAUGUUGAGCUGCACAGAGCUGUUGGAGACUCGCUGGAAUUAAUCGCUGAUUAUCCAAAAAAAGAUCUUGAAGUGCUGUGGAAAUAUAAUAUCAUUACAUUUGCUGAGUAUCAAAAUGAUGAUUUCCAGGAAGUGAAAUCUGAAUUAUUUAGUGACAGGUUAAAGAUGAAUAAGGACAGUAUUAGUGUAACAGUAACAGACCUUAAACUCCAGGAUUCUGGAAGAUUCUCCAUUGUUGCAGAAAAUAAAUCUGGACAAUAUAAAACAAAAGGCUUUGUACUACAUGUUCAUGCCCUAGUACUGAGCCUUGAGGUACUCCAUACUGCACUUGUGAUCGAUAUGAUACAUCUUCAUUCACUGCUACGAACUGAUGGCGGUCAUAUAAGGUCGUGUGCUGAUCCAGAUGUUGAGCUGCACAGAGCUGUUGGAGACUCGCUGGAAUUAAUCACUGAUUAUCCAAAAAAAGAUCUUGAAGUGCUGUGGAAAUAUAAUAUCAUUACAUUUGCUGAGUAUCAAAAUAAUGAUUUCCAGGAAGUGAAAUCUGAAUUAUUUAACGACAGACUAAAGAUGAAUAAGGACAGUAUUAGUGUAAUAGUAACAGACCUUAAACUCCAGGAUUCUGGAAGAUUCUCUAUUGUUGCAGAAAAUAAAUCUGGACAAUAUAAAACAAAAGGCUUUGUACUACAUGUUCAUGCCCUAGUACUGAGCCUUGAGGUACUCCAUACUGCACUUGUGAUCGAUAUGAUACAUCUUCAUUCACUGCUACGAACUGAUGGCGGUCAUAUAAGGUCGUGUGCUGAUCCAGAUGUUGAGCUGCACAGAGCUGUUGGAGACUCGCUGGAAUUAAUCGCUGAUUAUCCAAAAAAAGAUCUUGAAGUGCUGUGGAAAUAUAAUAUGAUUACAUUUGCUGAGUAUCAAAAUGAUGAUUUCCAGGAAGUGAAAUGUGAAUUAUUUAACGACAGACUAAAGAUGAAUAAGGACAGUAUUAGUGUAAUAGUAACAGACCUUAAACUCCAGGAUUCUGGAAGAUUCUCCAUUGUUGCAGAAAAUAAAUCUGGACAAUAUAAAACAAAAGGCUUUGUACUACAUGUUCAUGGGUCGUGUGCUGAUCCAGAUGUUGAGCUGCACAGAGCUGUUGGAGACUCGCUGGAAUUAAUCGCUGAUUAUCCAAAAAAAGAUCUUGAAGUGCUGUGGAAAUAUAAUAUCAUUACAUUUGCUGAGUAUCAAAAUGAUGAUUUCCAGGAAGUGAAAUGUGAAUUAUUUAACGACAGACUAAAGAUGAAUAAGGACAGUAUUAGUGUAACAGUAACAGACCUUAAACUCCAGGAUUCUGGAAGAUUCUCUAUUGUUGCAGAAAAUAAAUCUGGACAAUAUAAAACAAAAGGCUUUGUACUACAUGUUCAUGCCCUAGUACUGAGCCUUGAGGUACUCCAUACUGCACUUGUGAUCGAUAUGAUACAUCUUCAUUCACUGCUACGAACUGAUGGCGGUCAUAUAAGGUCGUGUGCUGAUCCAGAUGUUGAGCUGCACAGAGCUGUUGGAGACUCGCUGGAAUUAAUCGCUGAUUAUCCAAAAAAAGAUCUUGAAGUGGACUGGAAAUAUAAUCUGAUUACAUUUGCUGCGUAUCGAAAUGAUGAUUUCCAGAAAGUGAAAUCUGAAUUAUUUAGUGACAGGUUAAAGAUGAAUAAGGACAGUAUUAGUGUAACAAUAACAGACCUUAAACUCCAGGAUUCUGGAAGAUUCUCUAUUGUUGCAGAAAAUAAAACUGGUCCUGUACAACUUAAGACAAAAGAAUAUGUACUACGUGUUCAUGAGCUCAUCAGAGAUGUACAGAUUGAGGACAAGUAUUUGUGGCUGCCAUCAAAAAACAUCUGCAUGUUUAAUCUUCGGUGUGUGGCGUCUGGUGAUGAGAAUCCCUCCUACAGCUGGAUCAGUCGUCAGACUCAAGGAUCACAGCUGAACAUCAGUCUCAGUUUAGGAGAGAAUACUACACUCAGCUGCUCAGCCAACAACACCGUCAGCAUCAAGUACACUACCAAGACUGUAGUGUGCACAGAGAAAACUAAUGAUUCAACAUCAGAAGCAGGUUCUCUUCGGGAGUUUGUUCUGAUCGCGGCUGGCGUGGGAAUCGUGGCUGUGGUCAUCUUGGGUGCUACACUCGCUGUGUGCUGCAGGUGGAGGAGGAACAGAGGCCAAGGAGAGAGUGAAGCUGGGAUUACAGUGUAUGAAGACGUGAACAUUGAUGCCCCUGCAAAGAAACGAUCUGAAAGUGUUGUAAACGGCAUGACUAUCUAUGAAACGGUGGAUGAUGCAAAACUCUCACAAAACUUGCCUCAAACCCUGUAUGACAAAAUCAACUAUCAGCGUCAGCCAGCGGGCAAAACCAGCACCAGCACACCCUCCUCUUACCAGGAAGUGCUGUGAGUGAGACGUCCUCUCAACUCUGGAGAUCUCUAUUUAUUACUGGCUGCAUCGCUUGUCCUUCCAACUCUUGCAUUAAAAGUGCUGUGUAUCAUGUUAACAAUGUUUUUUAUUAUGAAGGAAAUUAUUUUUUAUUUUUUUUGCAUAUGCACAAUUCACAAUGCAACUCAGUAUUACCUCAUGCACACUAGCAUUCAAAAGUUGAAUUGGGCUCAGAGAGAUUAUUUUGGAAAGAAGUGUUUUAUGCUCAGCAAGGUUGCAUUUAUUUGAUCACAAAUACAGUCAAUUCUGUGAAAUAUCUUUGCAAUGUCAAAUGUUAUAAUGUUAUUUAUUGCUAUAGUUUCAGCAUCAUUCCUCCAGUGUCACAUGAUCUUCAGAAAUCAUUCUGAUAUACUGAUUUACUGAUAAGAAACAUUUCUGAUUAUCAUCAAUGUUGGAAACAGUUAUUAUAUUUUGGUGGAAUCUGCGCUAUAUUAUUUUUUUCAUGAUUAUUUGAUAAAUUCUGUUUUUUUUUUUUUUUUUUUUUUUUUUUGAACAUUCUAUUUAUUUAAAAAUAGAAAUGUAACAUUCUAAAUCUUAACUGAACGAAAUGUAGGAUUUCUUAAAAAAUCACAAACGUUUGAAAGGUAAUGUAUGUAUUUUUCUUCACGCAUUUCUGUAUAUAAUAAAUACUUAAGAUGUGUUCGUUAAACUUAUUGACAUGCAUCCAAAGUGACGCAAUAAUAUUGAGACCAAAGACACAACGGCCCAAGCAUGUAUUGUUUCUGCAUGCUUAUUAAUGACAUUUAAACACGUUUAGCAUGUCCACAGCUAUCGUUCAUCUCAUCAUGUAUAGAUAAUCUGACUGUGUAGGAGUAUGUAGUCUUUGCUAUCGGUCAGCUGAUCUCAGAUUUCUGAUUGCAGAAUGUAGAAUCAAAGUCAUUUCUCCUUUUUAUAUUCACACUGUCAGGAAUUUACUGCUUGGUCACUUAACAGCUCAACACAGUAUCUCUGCUUCAUCAGCACCAUCAUUUCUCUUCCUCAAGCCACUGCCACCCAUCCAUCUGAGAUGAGUAAUACUUCCAAAUUAUCAGCCUGACGCUUGACCUGACGCACCUACUUCCUUAAAACCCCUGUAAACAACAUUGAAACCGUUAAAUUGCUGUAAAAUUACCAGAAUGACUACCAGUAACUGCAAAGAUGCAAUGUUUACAUGGGCAAUGCACUCCCUAUUUUUAACCAGUAAAGUACCUUUCACACAUCCGUCUCAAAAUAGCAGUAAAUUCUGUGUCAUCAUUAAUGGGAACCUGGAGGGGAUGAACACAGUGUUUCGUCAAUGUUUCCAUGUUUGUGUCAAACGUUCACAACUUCACAAUCAUGCACCUGCUUUAGGCACGAGAGACAUUGUAUGAUAUGACUUCAGAUAUUUAUCUGACGUGUGUAAAUGUGUCACCUGUGUCAGAGUGUCGUGUUUGGCUCAGAGUAGAUGUUUUACGGUAAUCUCAUUCUGCGUGCACACAGAGCACUGUCUGUUCCCUUUAUUGUCUUGUCCAAAUACACACACUUGUGGUCUUUGCACUUGACCACUUGACUUCUCCUAUGACGUAUUUCCUGUAGAGAGCAUGAAGACCACAAGUGUGUGUAGAACUUUUCUUCAUCUGACAGGACUCACAAAUGGUGUUGUUAAAAUAGAAGUUCUUACAAAGCAUUGUUUUUAUUUUAAAAUCAACUUCUAAUUAUUUGUUUAGUAGUCCCUAUAACAGAUGAACAUACUGAUACGAUAUUUUAAAUUGAUCUCUGAUAUCUGCAUAGAAGGUAUGUGGCUUAGGUAAGAGGAAAAAAUCUCCAGAAACUGUUUUAUAUGUCCAUUUACAACCCUAGGAUUUGUCCCUAGAAUGAAAUGAUCUGUUUUUACCUUAUUUGGAAGGGUCAUGAAUAAUUAAGUUGAGCUGUGCUCUGAUUGGCUGUUUCACAGUGCAACUCAUUUCAGUAGUUCAGACAGCAGGAAGGAAACAUAGGUAAAAUAUAUAUUUAAAUAUCGUCUCUCGCAGUUAUAUAAAAAUGUGGGCAUCAGGAAGCUGCUAUUAAUAUCUGGGGAAUUGAAACUCCAAAUGCAAAGUCGCUUUUCACUUUCAAGAUUUGCGAUCUCACGUUAUCUGUGUAAACUACAGCAGUAGUCUUUACAGUACCACACACUUUUACAAGAUCAGAUGCUGAUUCGCUUAGUUUUCAGUGGUCUUUUGCAUGCAUGAGAAGGAGGAAACAAUAAUGUUUAACCAGUCAUUUCCAUGUACAGAACUCUUACUAUUCAACUGUGCCAAGGUGAAUACACUUUUCUAUUCUACGGCACCUUUAAUUUUGUAAGUGCUUCUAAUUAAGUGAUAAAAAGCAGUUGCAAAUGUUGUAGAAAAUAAAUAUCACCACUGCUCAUUUGCACCAAUAAAACAUGCAACUCUUUGUUUUACUACCAAAUUAUAUGUAAAAUCAAAUUAUUGUUAAAUUUUUAGAUGCAUUGGAAAUGUUUCUGUAACCUUUCACGAGAUCUCUGCAAAAAUCCUCAUAAUUUAAAUCCAGAACAAGAUGCAUGAUGGGAUACACAAGCAUGUGUGCUCGCUCUUUGUGUCAUCUUAUAACAGUGCACCCCACUGAAGGCACUUCUAUCUGUCACAGAAUCAUUUUCAUUCCUGUCAAAAACUAAAUGAGGCCAUGUUUAACUCCAAAUUAAAGCUGUCAGUCCUGUAUUUAAGUUCAAACACAUUAUUUACAAGAGUGACACACAGCAUUUUAAGUAUUCAGCACUGUUGACCAAAAAAAAAAAAAAAAAAAAAAUGCUGUGUGAUGUGUGAACAUAUUUAAUUGUCUGACAUGUUUUACAUGCGUGUUGCUAGUUUUCAUGUGUGGUUUUGCUGCGGAGAUGCAGAUAUGAGUGAUGGCUCUAAAUCUAACCAAUUAGAAAGAC